AUGUUUUUUCUGACUUAUCCUGUUCAGAUCGUUACAAGCGAUUGCUCCAGCGGUACAGCUCCAACUUCAUCCGCUUCUUCGUCAGAUAUUUCCCCGUCUUCUUCGGUUUUUAUUUCUUCUCAAUCUCGGCAGAAAAGGCGCUCAAGAGAUGAGUGUUCAUCACCUGUUUUGUCUUCUUCAUCGUCCUCUCCCUUGAAUCUUGCUUUAAUUAAAGCGCCCACUGUUGGUUUAACCUCGUCCUUCUCCAUUAUUAAAUCAAGCCUUACUCAGGAUUCUAAUCAGGCCCUCUCAAAAUCGACUAACUCAGAGGGUAUAGUGUCCACGUCAUCAUCCCUGGCACUAAUGACUGAUAGUUCGUCAGUGUCAACUGUGAACGAUUCCUCUUCAAAGCGGCAAGAUCCGACAACAAAGUCUAUCAAUUCGAUGCCGUCCUCUUCGAUUUCGGGAAUUGAGCCGGUAUUACGCAUCGUCUUGCCUCCCUCUUCCGGCCAGACUAAUUUGCUUCCUACCGCAUCUGCUAUCAGUACUUCUACUGCAUCUCUUAAAACUAUCGUUUCUUCCUCUGAAACGACCAUUAUUACAACUACGGCCAUUCCCUUUUUCGUCACAAGUAAUUGCAUCAAUAGUAGCAUAUCCUGUGCCCCCAAUACCAGCCGACCAUUGGAGCCGAUUAGGCUCUCUCGUCCUUUGCCUGUGAUCCGUGCCCUUCCCGCUCGCUCAAUGUCUUUUAGUUCACAACUCAUCAGUCAUGCUUCUGCUCGCAACUCAGGAUUCACAUCUCUGCCAUCAGCUUCAGCUGGUAUUUUGUUGACCAAUACGGCAACAGGCCGUUUCUUACCCGUUACAACAGCUCGAUAUCGGUUAAUCGAGCCUACUCGAUUGAUCCGUCCUGCAUCCAAGGGCCAAGAUCUUACAGCGCUCUCUGUUACAGGUCAGAUUCGCCUAUGUUUUAGUGUUCAUAAGCUUAUGGGCUUUUUAACUUAA
Messenger RNA from Protopolystoma xenopodis, 984 nucleotides. The record is from the annotation of a GenBank genome assembly. Lineage: Eukaryota; Metazoa; Platyhelminthes; Monogenea; Polystomatidea; Polystomatidae.